CCCAUUCUCAAUCUCACUCUAUAUGAACCGCACAAAUUAAACGAGAAACUGACUACGUCACGUCUCUCUCUUGGUUCUGUAGAUGUAAUCAUUAUCCAUUGAUUCGAUCCUUCUCGCGUUAUAAUUUGAGAGAGAAAAAGCUAAAUUAUCGUUCUCUGGUUUGAUCUGAGUCUCACCAUGGUAUCUUCUUCACUAUCUGCUCCAAGGCCAACACAAACCAAACAAGAUUACCUCCAAACCCUGUUAGACUCUGCUCGUCCCUUCCUCCGCGAUGAGCUCCACACUAUUGAUCCCCACUUGCCGUCGCUUAUCGCCGUCCUUCGCUCGGUCGGCGCCGGCGAGUGCUGGCACAAACACGGCACUUUCCUCCAACACCUCAUCGACAUCUUCCGCAUCCUCCAUCUCUGGAAAGCCCCAUAUUCUGUGUCCCUCUGCGGUCUCUUCCACUCUGCUUACUCCAAUUCCUACGUUAACCUCGCCAUCUUCGAUCCCUCCACCGGCCGUGAAACCGUUCGCUCUCAUGUUGGCGACGAAGCCGAGCGUUUGAUUCAUUUGUUCUGUGUUGUCCCCAGGCAGCCGAUUAUUCACGACGAUCUGUUGUUCCACUACGCCGAUUCCGAACUCGUUGAACACCUCAAGUUCUCCGAGUUAUCGCUCCGGAAUGCGAAGGAGGAGGGGAUCUUCAACGGCGAAGAAAUUUGGAGGAAGAAAUUGCAGAGUCUGCUUCCUGCUGAAGGGAUAACCGUGAAGCAUAUCCGUACUGGAGAAGAUGUUCAUGUUUCUAGAAGGAUCGUUGCAGUCUUCCUGUUGAUGACUGUCGCGGAUUUCAGCGACCAACUGUUUGGUUUCCAGGAUACGCUUUUCGAAAACUCCAACGGCCGCCUUGAAUUCUCCGGGAACAACUUUGAAGCCCUUUGGCCAGGAAACGGGAAGCCAGGAUUGUGGUUGAAUUCGAUCUCGAGAAUGGCAGCUUUGUACAAUUUAAUAGUGAGAGAGGAAGAGAUAUUCUUGGAAGAGCAGAAAACAAAAACCGCAGGUAACACCAAUACUGAUCACAGUGAUAAAGAUGAAGAUAUUGAGCUGCCGGUGCCGCCAUUGUUCGAGAAUUGCACGAGAGUUUUGGAUGCGAAUGAUCAAAUAGUUGCGAGGGACAUGUAUUGUGAAGCUGUGUGUGGUAAUAAUGUGGCGAGUCAGAAAGCUGAAGAGCUAUUGAAGGGAAGUAUUGAGAAGAAUCCAUUUGUAGGAGAGCCACAUGUGGUGUUGAGUCAGGUUUAUUUGAGCAAAGGGAGAUUUGACGAGGCAGAGAAAGAAGCAGAGAGAGGAUUGAGACUGUUGCUGGAAUGGGGAAGUCCUUGGGACAAGAGGAAUUCAUGGGAAGGAUGGAUUGCUUGGGCAAGAGUUUUGUUCAUGAAGGCCAAGGACAAAUCUUGGCCUAACACUUCUUGGGGCAUCCUCAAUUUGGGUCUUGUCAAGUAAUCUCAUCCAUCAAGUUCAAUCAUACGCAUACCUGUUAUUAUGUGUCUAACUUAUAAUAAAACGUGGAAGCUGUACUUAUCUACCUAUCUAUAAAUAUGUCGGUGGUGUUAAUUAUA
This is a messenger RNA of Prosopis cineraria, 1592 nucleotides long. RefSeq lists its product as uncharacterized. The record is from RefSeq and is a predicted model, not a curated record. NCBI's taxonomy places the organism in Eukaryota, Viridiplantae, Streptophyta, Magnoliopsida, Fabales, Fabaceae. The transcript has 2 exons. Gene Ontology annotation, molecular function: protein binding. The coding region runs from base 178 to 1476 and encodes 432 amino acids.